AUGGGUUGGGCAAGAAGCCGGUCUAAGGUUCACAUCUUCCGUCCUGGGUUCGAUGAGAAUUUAUACAGCCACGAAACAACAAUCUCUCCCUCUCAUAUUGAACAUGCGACACCCGAGCAAAAGCUCGCCGAAGCGUAUAAUUUUGACACUCAAGUACCGGUUGCGAUACAAAAACCUUUACGCGCCGAGACAGUUGCGGUCUUUGAUGCUGGACUCUAG
Fusarium venenatum is the source of this 219-nucleotide messenger RNA. The record is from RefSeq and is a predicted model, not a curated record. Lineage: Eukaryota; Fungi; Ascomycota; Sordariomycetes; Hypocreales; Nectriaceae.